UUUUUUUUAUUGCCGACUUUCACCGACCCCGAACUUCGGCCUCGGUCUAUUCAAACCACCGACCUUACAACCCUCCUGUCCUUUUCAUCCAUAUCAAUCUUAUUUUCUGGCAUCGAAAUGGCCGACUUUACACCCCGAAAACGUCGUCGACCGGCCCUUUCCUGCGUCCAAUGCCGUCAGCGCAAAGUUCGCUGUGACCGCGCGUUUCCUUGCGGUCCCUGUACGCGAGCCCGUCAUGCUAUACCGUGCUCGUACAGUCCUCAAGAUGGGAUGGAGCGUGCUCGGAGCUCUUCUCAGAUGGUUGGAGAUGCGUUGUGUCAAUCAGAGGUGGAUGGAGCUGGUGAUGAACCAGUCGAUCAAGCAGCAAGGGAAUCACUGCCCUUGGAACGAAUAGUUCAGGACCUUCAAGAACGAGUCCGGAGACUCGAACAAGUGGUAUCAUUGAAGCGAGAUAUUGAGCGGUCUGUGCAUGAUGGAGGGUUGUCUCAGUCGCUUCAUGAACUGAGUAACCGCGUGUCUAAUGUCGAGCAGCAACUGACCCGGAAUAAUACUGGAUUGGGGCCUCAGGGUACUUGCAUUCCUGCACCUACCUUGCGGCUGAAAACGACCCCUGAAAAAACAAAGGUAGCCGGUCAGAGUCACUGGACAAAUGCCUUCCACCAGCUGCGCAUGCUCGAGAAGAUCGACGACAGACAAGCCGCGGAGAUGAGAGAAGAAAUUAAAAAAUGCAAAGGACUGCGCGCAACAUUGAAACGUAAGCCCGUGAUGUGGGACGAACCUUUCCAGCACUUGGAUCUUGACGUGAGCUGGGAGCUCAAGGAGUAUACCGAGAUGGUUGACGCUUAUUUCCGCACCCUGGGACCUAUCUAUCGAAUUUUGCACACGUCUUUUCGAGAAGAGUAUGAGAGACGACUCGUUUUACAGACUGAGCCAGCGCCGCAUAGCUUUAUACUCAAGGCAUUGCUGGUGAUUGGGAUUGGCGCUGUGUUUCAUCCGGAAAAAGCGUUGCGCAACGAUAUCCAUCUGCGCGUGCACCGCUGGGUCUAUGCUGCACAGUGGUGGCUCACGGGACCGACCGCAAAAUAUGCGUAUAACCUAGAUGGCUUACAAGUAUAUUGCUUGAUGAUGCUCUGUCGCCAGGUUCAUUCUUUGAACAAAGAGUUUAUCUUCGUUUCGACCGGGUCGCUGGUGCGAUUCGCUUGUAGCUUGGGCCUGCAUCGCGAUCCGAGUCAUUUUCCCUCAUUGUCUGCGUAUGAAUGCGAGAUAAGAAGGCGGCUAUGGGGAGUGGUCAUGGAAAUGGCUGUACAGUCCUCGUUUGAUGUUUCCAUGCCUCCGUUGAUUUCGGAAGAUGACUUCGACACGAAACCGCCGUUGAACAUCAACGACUGCGAUAUCGAUGAGUAUGCUCAAAACGCACCAACCCCUCAGCCGAGUUGCCCCAAUACAGACUCGUUCAUUCAGCUGCUUUUGCUAAAAACACUUCCGACCCGUCUACAAGUCGCUCGGUUCAGUAACCAAAUUGGACAACCACAAUCCUAUGAACAAGCUUUGAUACUAGGAACCGAGCUUACAGCAUUUUGCACAGAACUUGCACAACAUUUCCAAUCACACAAUCUCUCCGAAUCUGCCGAGUUCCACCACAAAGUCCUAGGUACAUUCCUCCACAGAACAGUUCUCCUUCUCUACCGCCCCUUCAUACUCCAAUCUCCCCAAGGUACACGCUUUUACCUCGCUCGAAAACUCAGUCUUGAAUCCGCCAUGGUCAUUGCAUCCUACGCAGACACCACAGAAAUCGCCUCAAAACCACUCGAUUACUACGCCAAGCUAUCUAUAUCAGGCGUCGGCGCAUUCAAGGGUGCAUUUUCAAUAGACACAAUAAUCGUCAUAUGUCUCGAGCUCAUCGCGCAACUAGAAGAGGAAGCCAAAGCACAGCCUCUCUUAUCGGAUGGUAAGCCAUCUGUACCAGACAACGUCCUUCGUAGAAUGGCACAAGCGUCUCGGAGACCAAUUAUCGACACACUGGAACAUAUCCAGGAACAAUUGAUCCAAGUAACUGGGCUGGGUGUUCCUAGUAUGAAACGGUGCGCUAUUCUGUCUACGGUGAUGGGCCAGAUCAAGCCUAUGGAGCGGACGGGUCGGUAUACGAAAGAUGAUGUGUAUGGGGCUCUUGUGGAGUGUAUAAAGAGGUGUACUGGCAUUCUUGAGAGAUACAUUGAGCAGAUUGGAAGUGGUAUUAGCGGGUCUGUUGACGAGUGGACGCCGAUGACAUCGGACCUUGAUGUUGAGUCUUUGCUGCAAGAAUUCGGAUUCCCUUGGGAUGAUAUUCCGUUAGACUUUUCCGGUGUUCAAUCAUGGACCGAGUCCCAGCCCUAACCCCGUGCGUCAAUCCUCACUGAUACCGGACCGUUUUCUCUUCCUCGGGAAUUU
Aspergillus glaucus CBS 516.65 is the source of this 2427-nucleotide messenger RNA. RefSeq lists its product as uncharacterized. Lineage: Eukaryota; Fungi; Ascomycota; Eurotiomycetes; Eurotiales; Aspergillaceae. Gene Ontology annotation, cellular component: nucleus. The record is from RefSeq and is a predicted model, not a curated record. Gene Ontology annotation, molecular function: RNA polymerase II cis-regulatory region sequence-specific DNA binding; DNA-binding transcription activator activity, RNA polymerase II-specific; zinc ion binding. The transcript is spliced from 2 exons. Gene Ontology annotation, biological process: regulation of transcription by RNA polymerase II; DNA-templated transcription. Bases 118 to 2373 code for a protein of 751 amino acids.